GCAAUGUCUGUAUCUGUGUAUGCUGCUGCGCUCAAAUUUAGUUUCUGUGUACAUACUAUACAGUGUAGGCUAGCUUAGUUGUGCUUGAGUUUGACAUCUAAUAAGCAAUUAUUAUCAUUCAGGUCAGCAUUUCAUACUUCAUAGGUGCUUUUUAACAGGUUGUCACGGUGUAAACAUAAACAAACAGUAUAAAUGAAAUACAUUAGCAGCUAAAAUAAUCGAAUGGUGCAAGAGUAAUUGUUUUAUGGUCACAUUCGCUUGAUUGCAGUUGUUACGACGAUAUAUUUGUUGUCGUUGGAGAAAUAUGGCAAAGUCAAACCCGCUAAACAGAAGAGGGACCGUUAAAAACUUGGCUAGUCUGUACGAUGGAUUGGCUGCCAAGGAAGAAAAAGAUAUUGUGCUGCAGCGUACAAGGAGCAUAUCAGGUCGAUCCCUCGGUUCACCAUCACCAACUUCACCAAUGACUCAAGAUUUCGUUCAAAUUGAUGAAGGAGUAAAACAAGAGAACACACCUUUAGAUGAAGAGCGGACAAUUGAGCCAGCAGAUGAUGAACAGAAGAAAACUACUGAACAAGAACAGCUAGCCACUACUGAACCAGAACCAGCAGCCACUAUAACUGAGACAGAACCUGAAUUAGCAUCUACCACUGAGGCAGAACCUGAACCAGAACUGGCAGCAACUACUGAGCCAGAAUCGGCAGCCACUAGCGAACCAGACAUGGUAUCGACCACUGAAACAGAACUUGCAUCUUCCACUGAACCAGAAGUAGCAGUAACUACUGAAGCAGAACCGAAAACCAUUGACGAACCCGAACCAGUAGCUGCUAUUGAAUCAGAAUCGGCACCCAUCGCUGAAGCAGAACCGGAAACCAUUGCCGAACCUGAACCAGUAGCUGUUAUUGAAUCAGAAUCGGUACCCACCACUGAAGCAGAGCCAAAAACCACUGCCGAACCCGAACCAGUAGCUGCUAUUGAAUCAGAAUCGGCACCCACCGCUGAAGCAGAAUCGGAAACCAUUGCCGAACCCGAACCAGUAGCUGCUAUUGAAUCAGAAUCGGCACCCACCACUGAAGCAGAACCGGAAACCACUGCCGAACCCGAACCAGUAGCUGCUAUUGAAUCAGAAUCGGUACCCACCACUGAAGCAGAACCGGAAACCAUUGCCGAACCCGAACCAGUAGCUGCUAUUGAAUCAGAAUCGGCACCCACCGCUGAAGCAGAGCCGGAAACCACUGCCGAACCCGAACCAGUAGCUGCUAUUGAAUCAGAAUCGGCACCCACCGCUGAAACAGAACCGGAAACUAUUGCCGAACCCGAACCAGUAGCUGCUAUUGAAUCAGAAUCGGCACCCACCACUGGAGCAGAACCGGAAACCACUGCCGAACCCGAACCAGUAGCUGCUAUUGAAUCAGAAUUGGGACCCACCGCUGAAGCAGAACCGAAAACCACUGCCGAACCCGAACCAGUAGCUGCUAUUGAAUCAGAAUCGGCACCCACCGCUGAAGCAGAGCCGGAAACCACUGCCGAACCCGAACCAGUAACUGCUAUUGAACCAGAAACGACACCCACCACCGAAGCAGAACUGGAAACCACUGCCGAACCCGAACCAGAAUCAACAAUCGCUGCUGAUAUCGAGGCUGCUGCAGCACAUGCGGAAGCAGAACAAUUAUCCUCAGAUGCACCAACUGUUAUCGAAAAUGGAGCGAGUGUUAACGGAGUGACAGUUGUUCCAUUGAAUGUGGGAAUGGAGGCGACACAAAGGAAGAUAGGAGAAGAUGAAGCAAUGACGGAGGAGUUGAUACAGCGGGUUGAGAAACAAGAGAGAGAGAAAAAGAAAUCUAAAAAGGAUAAGAAAAACAGAGACGAAAAAAAGGAAAGGAAACAUAAAGAUAAAGGGGAGAAAACUACUGAAGAUAAAGAUGGGCAUGCGAAAAAAUCUAAAAAAUCUAAGAAGAGCAAGUCAUAAUAUUAAUUUAAAACCGAUAGGAUUGAGUGAUUGAUUUGGCUUCUUGGAAAGCUGCAAAUCAUAUGAUCAGCUGUUCUAGCUCGGGAUUAUAUUGCUUUCCAGAUUUUCAAAAUAUAUAUCUAUUCGAAUUUGCUUUCUUUUAUUCAGGGACCAUUUGCUGUAAUUCAUGAAUUUCAUGCUUUAAAUCACCAUGAAUUUUAACGCUGGCAUUCUGAAUUUUUGGAUAUCGCCAUUGCAAUAACGGCAUAUGGAUUAGGGAGGUGCGGGCUUGAUUAGCCUUCAAAG
Molecule: messenger RNA, 2251 nt
Organism: Bolinopsis microptera
Lineage: Eukaryota; Metazoa; Ctenophora; Tentaculata; Lobata; Bolinopsidae
Product: proteoglycan 4-like
Exons: 4
Coding region: 305-1966 (553 amino acids)
Source: RefSeq, a predicted model, not a curated record